Messenger RNA from Nilaparvata lugens (brown planthopper), 4898 nucleotides. RefSeq lists its product as uncharacterized. Gene Ontology annotation, molecular function: hydrolase activity, acting on glycosyl bonds. Bases 165 to 2834 code for a protein of 889 amino acids. The record is from RefSeq and is a predicted model, not a curated record. The transcript has 10 exons. Gene Ontology annotation, cellular component: membrane; extracellular matrix. NCBI's taxonomy places the organism in Eukaryota, Metazoa, Arthropoda, Insecta, Hemiptera, Delphacidae.
ACUUUUUCAAAGUCAUCCAAACGUAAAAUCAGUUACGAUCUGAUUUUGACGUGAGAUAGGAUUGAUUCGGUGGUUGUGAUUGGCACGACAUGAGUGGAUUUACAGUGAGGUGAAAAGUAGAUGAGGAAUUUUAAAAUUUUGUUGGAAGCUUAUAAUUCUACAAAAUGAGGAGCUGGAUAGCAUUUUUGCUAUGCAUUUCAGUGGAAAUUGCAGCAGUUUCUCAAAAGGAAGUUAUUGUGACAAUGCAAACUAAAAGAUGGACUCAUAUCUUGAACGACCAUUUCUUGAGUUUAACAGUAACUCCAGAGAUUGCACUUCAGCUCGAAGAUUUCAGCAAAACGACAAUGAACAUGAUGAAAGGUCUGUCACCGACGAUGGUGCGACUGGGAGGACCUAGCACUGAUAAGAUGAAAUUCGUACCCGAGAAAUUCACCACAGAUAACUUUACAAUCACAGAGGCACAAUGGAAGCGACUGAACCAGUUCAUUGAAGACGUGAACAUGCAUCUGAUAGUCUGCCUCAACUCCAAAGACAGAGUGCACGGUGUUUGGGAGUCUCAUGAUGCAGUCGAACUCAUCUACUCCUCAGACAAAAACCGAUACAAAUUAGGAUGGGAGCUUGGCUACGAAUCCGAAAAAUUGCAACAAGAUGGAGUAUCCGGCUCACAGUUGGGAAGGGACGUGGCACGCUUGAAGAAGAUUCUGGGUGAUUUUCCAAUGUACACUGAUUCACCAAUAAUUGGGCCCGAUAUGAAGUCUCUGUCCUCUCCCGAGCAAGUGCGAUUUCUCAGAGAGUACCUCGAGGAAAGCGCAGACUUUCUUACGGCGAUCACCUGGCAUCCGCAGUUUUCUUCCACCAAUCCUGAAGACGAGGAUGUUGGUCAUAAAUUCCUGAAAAUUAUUCAUGAGAUGGACAACCAGAUUUGGAAUAGAAACAACGGUCUCCGUUCACCAAUACAACCACCACCUAAGAAACCUAUAUGGCUGGCUGAAUCAGACAAUGAUGAGUACACAGGGAAAUUCGCUGACUCACUAACAUGGAUGAAAAGGCUGGGAGCCGCCGCUCGACUGGGUUUUCCGGUCAUUAUGAAAAAAAUGACAGCUACAUCACUUACCACUCCCACUCCAGAUUACUGGGUAUCGCUGCUGUACAAGACACUGGUGGGUCCAGCCGUGAUGGACGUGAAGUACUUUGCGGGCACCAACCGGAGCUCUCUGCAGGUGUUCUCUCACUGCGCCCAUGUGGGCGACGAGAGUGGAGGCGUUCUGCCUCCCAACCUUCGCUACACCCAAGGCGCAACCGUGCUCUAUGGACUCAAUCUGGAUGACCAGGAGACUAGGUUGACGGUGAGAGGCAAUAUGAAGGAGGAGGCGGUACACAAGUACGUGCUCACUGCUGCUCAACUUGAGGAGGAGAAGGAGUUCAGUGAUGAGGAGGAGGAGGAGAAGCUGAUCCGGAAGAAGCGCCCUUCACCUCAGAAAACGCUUCUGAACGGGAAACUGCUAUCUCUUCUGCCUAGUGGUGAGCUCCCUACCAUUUCACCGAUUGAGAUGCGACCGACUCGUACGUUAUCAUUCAACAUCCCUGAACGCUCUGUCUUCUUUUUCGUUCUCCCCGACAUGAAACUGAAAACUUGCAUGUCUUUCACGAGCACCAUUCAGAGCCCAAUUGAAAAAGUUAAUACUCUAGAGAAAGGUUUGAAUUUGAAAAGUAGUAAUCUAGGAUCUGAAGAAGGUCCCAAACUAAAUUUCGGAAAUAACAUACUAGAACCCAGGAUAUCUAAUGAGGGACCCAAAUUGAAUUUUGCUCCUGUUGGGAAUAACAACAUACUAGAAUCUAGGUUGUCAAAUGAUGUAGUAAAUGGAGAACCUUGGAAACCUCCCAGUUUUGGUGUAGGUUUGAGAGGGAGACUCCCAGAUGGAAGACUAAAUAGAGGGUUGAUAGGUGUACCUAAGCCUCGUGUUGUAUUGGAGAGUAGCAAUAGACAUGGAACAAUCGACAGAGAGAAUGUACUACAGGAUCAUAGUUCGACCUACAAUCUGAAACCUAUGGGGAAAACAACGGAAAACGAAGAGGACUUUGACAAGGAAGGAACAGAAAAUGAUAUGGAAUUGAUCACUGAUAACGGACGAGCCAUAACUAACACAAGGUUCGUUAUGUUUUCGGACGAUGAUUGGUUAUCAGAUUUUGCGAAAGCGCAAGAAUCGGUGGAACUUGCUAGGAAGGCGAUCGCAGCAUUCGAUGAAGCAAAACUUUACAGAGAUCAACAACAAGAAUCUCUAAAACUACCGCAAAACAGCUUCGAGGAGCGAAUAAUGAACCAGAAAAUGUCGCCGGCUAGAAGGAGGAUAUAUGAAGCACUUAUGAAGAAGAAUACAAGUAAAGAAUUUGAUCAAGGUUUAAAAAAUUCCGCAGUAUUCAUAAAUGGGAGUGAUGACAGUAAAGAUGAGAAAGUUUACAACAGAGAGAGGAGAGAUAAUAUGAUACAUGAGUCGACUUUCCAGAGCAUUGAAGAGUCUUCAGCUAUAGAUAACAAGUUACUGAAAAGUGGAUCUGAUAAUAAAACCGACAAUCAAACUGAAUAUACAACUUCAAACAUCAUACCGAAUUUAAAAUCGAAUAAUACUGUUAAUACAACUUCAAAUAUCAUGCCGAUUUCAAAAUCAAAUGACACUGGUUAUAAAACUUCAAAUAUCAUGUCACUUAUAAGAUCUAAUGACAUAGUCAAAAUCACACCUAUACAAAAUAACCGAACACUUGAGGAAACUCCCAAUGUAAAUAAUUCUAGUAUCGUUAAACCUUUGAAAAUUAUGAGUUUGGUGAUCAAAAUAUAAGUGUCAUACAACAGGACGUGAAGGAAAACAGUGGUAGUAUUGUGAUUUCGGAUAGCCAACCAGAUCCUGAAAAUAUCGAGAUUGAUGAGAUGGUACUAAAAGGAGAUUCAAAAGAGGAACGUAAUUGUUUUGGACUCAUUGAGAGUGAUCUGAAAGUUGUCACUGAGAAUAAUACUGAAGAUAAUGAUGAGAUACUGAAGCAGAAAGCUGAAAGGGAGCUGAAUAACUAUUUCGAAGAGAUCAGGAAUGGCGAAGUUUCAUUGGAUGGGAUUGAUGAGUCAGGUGAAUCAAUGGAGAGUUAUGAUGGGGAAGAUCUUCAACAACAUACAAUAGUGCUUGAAAAUGUUCAUGAUAAAAGUUGUAAGGCUUCAAAUAAAUCAAAAGAUGUUUCCAACAACUCAGAAAUAUUGAGUUUGGAUAAUGACACUUUGGAGGAAGUGAAUUUUGAUAGCGAAAGUACGACGAACCAGGAGUCAUCAACAAGAGAGAACAUUAAUCUUCAAACAACUGAUUUGCCGGAGGAAGUUGUCCUCUCAGAGAAUGACAGACGUGCGGACAGAGGACGUCGAGAAAUGUUUGGCUCGCCUUUCAAUUACUAUAACUCCCGAUACAACGCGCCUAAUCAACUAACAUUACGUGAGAUCAAGGAGCUCAUUGAUGAGUUGGCUGCUAGAAAGAGAGAGCUCAACUAUGUCAUGCUCAACCAGAGAAAGACUCCUGAACGAGUAAACAACUUCGAAGAAAGUAUAUCAGAUCACACAGAAAUUUAUGAAGACAAUGAUUCAUCCACGGGACCUAUGCGGAUAACAAUUGAAGACACGUUUGUGGGUACUGAGUCUCCCCAAAAUGAUUAUGGAUUAGAAUCUGCUAACGAGGACCUCUCAAAUGUUCGAUACAGCAUUGUUGAUGAUGAGACCAAGUUGGAACAAACUAAUAGAUUGUAUAGACAGCCACAAACUGAUAAGAUAAACGUGGAAAAGAUUGAAGGCCCCGAAGAUAUAAAUCUUGAAGAACACAGAGAUGAUAGUGAAGUGGGAGCUUCAUUAAUUUCGAAACCUAAAAUUGAAAGUUCUUCUCUUGAUAUUUCAAGCAAAGAUGAAACAUUCUCAGGGGAUGAAAUUGAGCCUGGAAAAAUAACAGAAGGUGUUGUUCCUCUUUCAUCAACUAAACAGGAUGAGUUUAUUGCGCCUUCGAGAGCAACAGAUGAUGUUUCUCUAUCAGUAGCCAGGGAAAAAGAUUCUGAAAGUGAGAAACCUGAUGACAAAGUUUUGGAGAAAACUGCAGACUCGAUGGAUGGUGAUGUUCACUUGACAGAGGUGAAUAAUGCUCCAGAAAUCCCUGCCACUCAUUCAAAAGUAAUGUCAAUAGAGAAAGAAGAUGAGAAAAUUUCAAAGAUAGAGAAGGGUGCAGAGUUGGGGAGUGUGAAGUCGGAAAAGGUUGCAGCUCCAAUAAGUACCCCAAAAAUCAGUGCCACACAACUCCGUAUUGAAGCAUUGCGGAAACGUAUUUUGGAAAAUAGGAGGAAGUUACUAAAGUCAAGUCAGAUACCACCUACCCUCAAUAAGUCUCCUGAUACUCUCAAGAAAGCACCUAUUGUGAAAAGUAAUGUUGCUGAUGUGGCAGCUGAUGAUAAAAAAGUGUUAUCAAGAUCUCUAGGAGAAGAAAAACCUGCUGAAAUUGUAAAGGAGAUACCUAAAUUUGGAAAUAGUGGUAUUGAAUUUGAUGAUAAAAAAGUAUUAUCAAGAUCUCUAGGAGAAGAAAAACCUGCUGAAAUUUUUAAGGAGUUAGGCAUACCUAAAUUUGGAAAUAGUGGUACUGAAUUUGAAGAUGAAAAAGUAUUAUCAAGAUCUCUAGGAGAAGAGAAACCUACUGAAAUUUUAAAGGAAAUAAAAGUUGAAAAUAGUGGUAAGACAGUUGAUGAGAAGAUUGACUCAGGAUACGUAGAAGAAGGAGCACCCACUUGUAAAUCAUCCAGAGCUGCACCAUAUGUUGAAGGGAUAGAAAACUGGAUUGAUAGAAUUGAGAGAGACUCUGAAGAAACAGUAAGGCAGGAUCCAGAAGACG